Molecule: messenger RNA, 468 nt
Organism: Cervus elaphus (red deer)
Lineage: Eukaryota; Metazoa; Chordata; Mammalia; Artiodactyla; Cervidae
Product: synaptonemal complex protein 3-like
Exons: 5
Coding region: 1-468 (155 amino acids)
Biological process (GO): meiotic cell cycle; spermatid development
Cellular component (GO): synaptonemal complex
Source: RefSeq, a predicted model, not a curated record
AUGAAACAGGCUCUUCUUGCAAAGAGAAAAAAGUUUGAGAUGAACACAAAAGCUACUAUCAAAAUCACUAAUGAAAAACUUGAUAGUGUUUGGAAAACACACCAAGAACAAAGGCAGAAUCUUUAUCUCAAAUAUGCUCAGCAGUUUCAGACUUUGUUUCGGGAGUGGGAUUUAGACAUGAAGAAAGCCCAGGAACAAGAAGAAAAACUAGCUCGUAUGUUUCGAGAGCAACGAAAUGUUCUUCAACAAGCUAGACUUCUUCAGAGCCAGAGGCUGAAAAAAAUUAAAAAUUCAUAUGAGCAAUUCCUGAAGCAUAUGGAGGAGUUAGAGAAGGAUCACGAACAUUUUCUGAAUGAUGAGCAAAGUGAAAUUCGACAAGGAAUGGCCAUGCUGCAAGACAAAAUUAUCGUUGAAGCUGCUUGGAGGAUGCUUGGACACGUGGAGCUGAUGUCCGGCCCAGGGCCGUGA